AUGGUAAUGAUGUAUGCAUUUGGCUCUGUAUCUGGUGGCCAUCUGAACCCGUCGAUUUCCAUCUCAAUGUUUCUGGCCGGUAAACUCCGUGGCAUCACCACGUGUGCCUACAUUGUCUCGCAGUGCGCUGCUGCGAUCUUGGCUUUAUUUGCAGUUCGCCAACUUUUCGAGGCGAGCCCGACCAUCAUUCCCAAGGUGGGAGACAGCUGGACUCAAGCGUGCUUGGUGGAGAUGAUCUAUACGGCCAUGCUCGACUUCGUCGUCCUUUGUGUUUACAGCCGGCGGAACAACCCUGACCAGGAGCCGAAUCAGUUCUACGGCAUUGCUUGCGGCUUUGCGCUGAUUGCUGGCAUCGGUGCGUCUCAGAUGUCUGGUGGAGUCUUCAACCCAGCUGUAGCAUUCGGCAUCGGGGUGGUCGGCAAGGAAGGAGGAUCACUGAUGUACCUGUGCUACCAGCUUCUGGCGAGCCUGCUGGCUUCGGCGCUAUUUCGAGUCAUGCGACCCGAAGAGUACAUGGACCUUGCAAGCUUUCAGAACUACGAGCCCAGUGAUGCAGUGAAGUAUCUUUGUGAAUUCGUCGGCAGCUUUUUUGUCGUGGUGACUUACGGGCUGAGCGGAGUUCGUGCCGCGCCCGAGAGUUGCUCCUGGACCACGGCCUCAGCGCUCAUGAGCCUUGUCUAUGCCGUCGGUGACCUGUCUGGAGGCCACUUCAACCCCGCUGUGACAACAGCCGUUGUGCUCUCACGCACGCGCAGAGUUUCGGUCACUCAGAUGCUAACAUACUGGGUGGCGCAGGUGGCGGCCGGCAUUCUGGCCGUCAUCGCUUGUCUUCACCUGCAGCCACGUCGAACAUGGACACUGGCACCUCAGGAGAAGUAUACGGCUGGCGGCGCCUACAUCGUAGAGUUUACGUUCACUCUGCUGCUGUGCAUGACCUUUCUCUCCGUCUCUUGUGUAAAGGGCAUCACCAGCAGCUUUCAGAGGAACUUCUAUUUUGGCUUGGCCAUCGGCUUCGCUCUGCUGACUGGCAGCCUCUGCUCUUCCGGCAUCUCCGGGGGCUGCCUGAACCCGGCUGUUUCGGUGGGGGUCGGCGUGGCUGCCCUGAUACAGAACAGGUCCUAUGCUGGCUACUACAUACCCAACUACGUGCUGGCCCAGCUGCUGGGUGGGAUCGCUGCGACCGUCGUUUUCGCCACCACACAUGCGAGAGUGUAUGCCUCCAAAGCAGCAGCAAGGAUGCCCUUCAGCCUGGCGACCUGA
This is a messenger RNA of Symbiodinium sp. CCMP2592, 1260 nucleotides long. NCBI's taxonomy places the organism in Eukaryota, Dinophyceae, Suessiales, Symbiodiniaceae. The record is from the annotation of a GenBank genome assembly.